GUUUAAUUGACUUUCUUCGCCCGCGCUUCCAUCUUCGCGUUUCGAGUGAUCUCUUUGGUCUGUCAGUCUAGCUCCGUUCCGACUUGCCAUAGAGGGCUGCCAUUGAGGGCCACUGAUGCAUCUCGUAUCCUCUUGUGCUUGUCGGUAGUACCACGAUCCCGGUGAAUAAUCAUAAUGGCGCCUGCGGCGAAGGAGGAACCGGCGGCCAUGAGCGCGUUCGAGCGCAAGCGCCUCGAGAAUAUCGCGAACAACAACGCCAUCCUGAGUGAAAUCAGCACGACCGCGGCCAAGAUCAUCCCGAAACCGGCGCCUCCCAAGCCAAAGCGCCCGAGCGCGCCGCGCGUAAAACGGGAGCCUGUCCAGCGUGAACCGCUCCGUCCGACGCGACAAAGCAGUCGACUGGCGGGACUCGGUGCCGAUGCUGAUGUUCUCAAGCGCAAGGCCGAGGUGGAGGCCGAGGUCGAAGCAGAGAAGGCCAAGGCGAAGAAGAUGCGUAUCAGCGGAGACCUAAAUCUCGGCGAUAUCCAGGUUGAGGGCCGCAAGUGGGAAGCGGGACUCGACGGGUUGGCGGGGCUGAAGGGGCUCCCGGUCCGAGGCGCACAACCCGGGGUUCGGACAUUUACGGAUGAAGAUGUGAAGAGUACAACGGAUAAGGGCCUUAAGGACCUGAGGUUGCGCAUGAGCGGGCUGAAGCUUUACGAAAAAUGGCCGGUGCAGGAUAUCAAAAUUGUGCCGCAACGGAUAUACUCGAUGGGCUUCCAUCCAACAGAAGCUAAGCCGAUCGUAUUCGCGGGCGACAAGGAGGGUGCAAUGGGCGUGUUCGACGCAUCACAAGAGCCCUCCAAAGUCGAGGACGACGAGGACGAGGAGGCGGAGCUGCCAGACCCCGUAAUAUCAGCUUUCAAGACGCAUUCGAGGACCAUCUCAUCCUUUCACUUCUCUCCGGUCGACGCAAACGCCGUCUUUUCUGCCUCGUAUGACUCAUCAAUCCGCAAGCUGGAUCUCGACAAGGGCAUCUCCACCCAGGUCUUCGCGCCUGCGGACCCGGACGAGGACCUACCCAUCAGCGCGAUCGACAUGGCGACAUCUGAACCCAACAUCAUCAUCUUCUCCACGCUCCAAGGCUCGCUCGGACGGCACGACCUGCGCACCAAGCCCUCGACAGCCGAGCUCUGGAGCCUCACCGACCAGAAGAUCGGCGGUUUCUCGCUGCACCCGCUCCAUCCGCACCUCGUCGCGACCGCCUCGCUGGACCGGACGCUCAAGAUCUGGGACCUGCGCAAGAUCCAGGGCAAGGGCAGCGCCCGCGCGCCCGCGCUGCUCGGCUCGCACGAAUCCCGCCUGUCGGUCUCGCACGCGAGCUGGAGCAGCGCCGGCCACGUCGCGACGUCCAGCUACGACGACCGCAUCAAGAUCUACUCGUUCCCAGACGCGGGCACGUGGAGCGCCGGCGCCGAGCUGUCGGAGUCGCAGAUGGCGCCCACGCGGGAGAUCCCGCACAACAACCAGACCGGGCGCUGGGUCACCAUCCUCAAGCCGCAGUGGCAGCGCAGCCCGCGGGACGGGCUGCAGAAGUUUGUGAUCGGGAACAUGAACCGGUUUGUCGAUGUAUUUGCGGCGGAUGGCGAGCAGCUGGCGCAGCUGGACGGCGAGGGCAUCACGGCGGUGCCGGCGGUCGCGCACUUCCACCCGACCAUGGACUGGGUGGCGGGCGGUAACGCGAGCGGGAAACUGUGUCUAUGGAUGUGAGCAUGGCGCUGGCUAAGUGGUGACAUAACAGUAACUGAUAUUGUGGGUGUAUGCGCUGGACGUGUUAUGCGAGUUGCGAGUUCAUAAUAAUUACAGCACCGCAAUGCCGAGACGGUUGGAAGGGCGGGAGGGUGCCGCUGUCCGGAUCAGCCAGCAACCCGUCUUCCGUCCCGAUCUGCCGCUAUUUGCAUCCUUCUGUAUGUUCACCAUGUUCGAGUUGUGAUUGGCAGUCGAAGGUUAGGACCAAUUGCUCGCUGCGAAUGGCCUCAUGUUCGGCUCCGGAGGAGAAGUUGAGGAUCGCUAAUCCGAG
Messenger RNA from Thermothielavioides terrestris NRRL 8126, 2059 nucleotides. RefSeq lists its product as uncharacterized. The record is from RefSeq and is a predicted model, not a curated record. Gene Ontology annotation, molecular function: protein binding; DNA binding. Bases 175 to 1749 code for a protein of 524 amino acids. Gene Ontology annotation, biological process: regulation of DNA damage checkpoint. Gene Ontology annotation, cellular component: nucleus. The transcript is spliced from 2 exons. Lineage: Eukaryota; Fungi; Ascomycota; Sordariomycetes; Sordariales; Chaetomiaceae.